Hyaloscypha bicolor E is the source of this 2589-nucleotide messenger RNA. RefSeq names its product GPI ethanolamine phosphate transferas-like protein 2. Lineage: Eukaryota; Fungi; Ascomycota; Leotiomycetes; Helotiales; Hyaloscyphaceae. The transcript is spliced from 9 exons. The coding region runs from base 1 to 2589 and encodes 862 amino acids. Gene Ontology annotation, biological process: GPI anchor biosynthetic process. Gene Ontology annotation, cellular component: endoplasmic reticulum membrane. The record is from RefSeq and is a predicted model, not a curated record.
AUGGCCUUCCGAAAUCACAUUCUCUCCUUGCUUGCUGCCAACGUCCUCAUCCCAAUUGCAAUACUAGUAUUUGCAAGAGGAUUCUUUCCUUACAAGCCCUUCCUAUCUGGUCUAGCGAAAUAUGAGACUCUGUCAUGGGGUGCUCCUCCAGAAGCGCCGUUUGAUAAGGUGGUAUUUAUGGUCGUGGAUGCACUUCGAAGUGAUUUUGUUUAUUUACGAGACUCUGGUUUUGCCUUCACUCAAAGCCUGAUCUCCGAUGGAUCCGCAAUCCCCUUCACGGCCCAUGCCACAUCUCCAACGAUCACCAUGCCUAGAAUCAAGGCUAUAACUACUGGAUCUAUACCCUCGUUCCUCGAUGUGAUCCUCAACUUUUCCGAAUCAGAUACGACCUCAACGCUCGCAUCACAAGAUACAUGGCUUGCACAAAUGAAGGACAAGUGGAAGAGCAAAUGGGCUCACAAAUUGAUCAUGUACGGUGACGAUACUUGGCUUAAAUUGUUCCCAGGGACCUUCCAUCGCUCAGAUGGGACAUCAAGCUUUUUUGUUUCGGACUUUACGGAAGUGGACAACAAUGUGACCAGGUAUGUCCCAGAAGAAUUGAAUAAUGAUGACUGGAAUACUGUGGUACUUCACUACCUUGGACUGGAUCACAUUGGCCACAAAGCUGGACCAAGAAGUCCAAACAUGAUUCCCAAACAGCGGGAGAUGGAUGGCAUUAUAAAGCAGAUAUAUGAGGCCAUAGAAACGAAGCAGAAACUUAAAUCAACACUUCUCGUACUCCUUGGAGAUCAUGGCAUGAAUGAUGCUGGCAAUCACGGAGGUUCAGCUCCAGGAGAGACCUCACCGGCUCUCGUCUUCAUUUCCCCAAAGCUUAAAACGAUCACUUCCGGAGAUCACAAAGCUCCACCUCCAUUCAAAGAAGAUUUCCAGUACUAUUCAACUGUCGAACAAUCAGACAUAGCCCCAACUUUAGCUGGCUUACUUGGCUUUCCUGUUCCGCAGAACAAUCUUGGGGCUUUUAUUCCCAAAUUUCUCGAGUUCUGGCCGAAAAAGAACGAUAGAAUUCAGCUUCUCAUGAGGAACGCUAGGCAGAUGCUCAAGGUUGUGUCUGCGACUUUUCCCGAGUUCAACAAAGUCGGUGCCGGCGAUAAUUGCGAAGAUUUCUUAGGUAGUAUUAACAAGCUUGCUUGUGGAUGGAGAAAAAUCGUUGGAAUCGUAGCAGAUGCAGAAGAACUUGAGGAUGUUGAGCCAUUGCUUCGAUCCAUGAGCAAGUGGCUGAAGCAAGCCCAAGAGCUCAUGAGCGGUACAGCCAGUAACUACGAUACUUUGAAGCUCGCGCAAGGCCAAGCUCUAGGACUCGCGGCUCUUAUUUUGGCAACGGUGGCGGCCGGUCCAACCAUCUAUGUUUCCGUGAAAACUUGCUACCCAAUCAUUCUGAUCGGCCUGCUAUAUGGAAUCAUGAUGUUCGCGAGCAGUUACGUGGAAGAAGAGCAACAUUUCUGGUAUUGGACCAGCACAGCAUGGGUGGCGCUGCUCUGGAUAAUAUCCUCCCGGAAACAGAGACUCACUCCUCGUCUCCUGGCAAUGAGUUCUCUCAUAGUUCUCAUCUCAAUGAGACUCGCCAGACGUUGGAACCAGACUGGUCAAAAGUUCGCUGGAGAGCCAGAUAUCGCGCGAACUUUUUUCUCCUCGCACCGCCUUACUCUGUGGACUCUCGUGGCUCUCACAUAUCUAUGGAACAUACAGUCUCUCGCUACCAAAGGAUUCUCUCGGUUCCCACAACUCGCCGCGGGAGCAAUAGCUACAACUCUGGCCACUGCAUCCAUUACAUUCAAACUUGCUUUCACCAACGAGGAUUCCCCGGAGUUGUUAGCUGGACCGGCAAAGUCUAUGGCUGCAACAGAUAGUGAGUUUGGGUUAUCUUUGGUGACACGGGCAAGAAUCGUCUUCAUGGCCAUUGGACUUUCCUUGCUGUAUACCCUUUCGAGUUUCGGUCACACCAAACGUCCAAAUCCAAUAAUGCACACUAUCCACGACCUCCUAACUCUCUUCCUAAUCACCCAAUCACGAGCAACAAACAUCCCCCUAUUCCUGCUGAUGGAAAUCCAAUUCUACACACUCAACGACCUUGGCCUCGGCCUCGUCGAAUUAACAACCACCUCCCUGCUCCUCCAAUACACCUCCUUCUUCGCCUUCGGCGGCUCCAACGCUAUCUCCUCCAUCGACCUCUCAAGCGCCUACAACGGUGUAUCAGGGUACAACGUGCUUGCCGUCGGGAUCCUAACCUUCGUCAGCAAUUGGGCUGGGCCAAUCUUCUGGGCCUCAGCUACAAACCUCAUGCUCCUUCGCCUGCGUAGAAAAGGGGGGAAGGAUUUAUUGCUUCCGCACCUUGCGCUGUUGACGAUGUUCGUGGCGGGGAGUUUGUUCUUCGUGAUGGCUGCUUGUACGCUGUUGAGAACGCAUCUGUUUAUCUGGACGGUCUUCAGUCCGAAAUAUUUGUAUAGCAUGGUGUGGAGUCUGGGUCAGCAUUUGGCGAUUAACAUAAGCUUUGGGAGUCUGUUGUAUUGGAUGGGGACCAAGAAUCUUUGA